AUGUCUACAAUCCAUGAACCACAGGACCCAAACAACACGGAGUCGGAUUCUGUGAUUAUAACAUACCAACAUUCUCCCCCGAAAUGUCUCAAAAACUGUUCUCCGCUCAGUCCGGUGAUCAGAAUUCGGAAAUUCCUGGACAGAUUUCUGAAGAAAAACAAAGCAAGGUUAAAAACCUGCUUCCGGGUUUUCCUUCUUCUUGGAUAUUUUGCUUAUUUUAUUGGAGCGAUGGUUCAUAGUUUCGGCGACGAGGGUUCGAUUCGUUUACUAGUUCUGACCGUGGUUGUGUUGUUUUUCUAUGCAAUGCAUACAUUAAAGAAAUGUUAUGGAGAUCGAGUGGAAACUUUCUUAAACAGUACUCAAAAGAAUCCAAACUUCCCAAAAGAAAGAACAAGGAGGUUGUUAAAAAAGAUUUUGACCGUAUACGUCAUCACCAUCGUCAUCAUAUAUGUCAUAGCUACAGUAUUGGUAAACAGCCCCUUCAGACUUGUACCUGUUGCCGGUUUAUUCAUUUUCACGUUUGUGCUGUUCUUCUUUUCAAAGGACCCUGAACAGGUUUGUUGGCGGCCAGUAUUGUGGGGAUUUCUGUUGCAAAUGGUCUUUGCUUUGAUUGUCCUUCGAACCAGUUGGGGUUAUGACGCUUUUGAUUGGUUGGGGAAAAGAGUCACGGAAUUUCUCGACCACUCAGACAACGGUGCAAUUUUUGUUUUUGGUGAAGCCUACACUGAACACUUUUUUGCAUUCAAGGUGAUGUCUGUGAUUUUUUUCUUCAGUGCUGUCAUCUCCAUCUUAUAUUACUUAGGAUGGAUGCAAGUCCUGAUUCAGAAAAUGGCCUUCAUUAUGCAGUAUACCUUAGGAAUCUCUGCCAUGGAAUCCCUCCACGCCGCAGUCAACAUCUUUGUUGGAUGGGCUGAAACUACGACGAUCGUCAAGCCUCUGUUUGACAAGAUGACCCUAUCUGAACUUCACACCGUGAUGACGAAUGGAUUCGCAACAGUGGCAGGAAGCACUUUAGUCGUGUACAUCCUUUUUGGGGCUCCUGCGAAUCACUUGAUAUCCGCCAGUGUUAUGUCCGCGCCUGCUGCACUCGGAAUUUCUAAAUUAUUUUGGCCGGAAAGCAAAGAAAGCAGACGAGACACAUCGAACGACGCAUGCGAAAUAAAAAAACAGGGGAGAAACAUCAUGGAAGCCGCCUCAAUCGGCGCCAUCAUCGCCCUGCCGAUUGUGGCUUACAUCAUAGCUAGUGUGAUUGCCUUCUUCUCCUUCCUGGGUUUUGUUAACGCUACCUUGGUGUGGCUUGGGGAGAGGGUUGGGCUCAUGCUACCUGAUUACCCGCCGCUAACCUUUCAGCUUAUCUGCUCCUACCUGUUUUGGCCGCUAGUUUUUCUGUUGGGCGUGGAACCACGAGAUUGUUGUGUCGUCGCACGGAUGGUUGGAAUCAAGACUUUCAUCAAUGAAUUUUUAGCAUACGAAGAUUUGGGGAAAGUUAUCAAAAAUAAUGAGGCUUUUGAAGCGUACGAUGGGCAAUGGACAACAACGUCCAGUUGUGAUGUUUUCUUGACAGAUCGAAACCAGACUCUGAAGGGCGGAAUACUGACUGAACAUUCGGUCGUCAUUGCUACAUAUGCACUCUGUGGAUUUUCAAAUCUCACGGCUCUUGGAAUCAUGAUAGGAGCACUCACCGCUAUAGCGCCUAACCGCAAAGAAGAUAUAGUGCGUGUAUCCUUCCGCGCCCUGAUUUCCGGCUGUUUUGCCUGUUUUAUGACUGCAUGCAUUGCAGGUAUACUUUCAUCAUAGCUUUGGCCAACACCCAUCAGACCUAUAAAAUAGAGUUAUGUAUUACAUGUAUAUGUGUAUAAG
Molecule: messenger RNA, 1860 nt
Organism: Saccostrea echinata
Lineage: Eukaryota; Metazoa; Mollusca; Bivalvia; Ostreida; Ostreidae
Product: solute carrier family 28 member 3-like
Exons: 11
Coding region: 1-1797 (598 amino acids)
Biological process (GO): nucleoside transmembrane transport
Cellular component (GO): membrane
Molecular function (GO): nucleoside:sodium symporter activity
Source: RefSeq, a predicted model, not a curated record